CGUAAAUAUUAAAGGAUUGAGAGAUACUCGUAAACUGGUAACUCUGGGAGGAAUACCAGCUGGACCACCUCAAGGUCGUAUGGUGUGGUGGAGGCAGUGUUGUGGUGGCUGGGUGCAGUGUUGGUGAAGACUUAUCAACAGGGACGUGUGAGGAGACGUUUAUUGACGGUGUCGCUGCUGUAGUCGGUACAGCAAGCAAGAUGGCGACCCUGCAGCUGUUGGCCUCAAGCGAGAGGUGUGUGGAUGAGGGUCUGGAGGCUGUAGCAGCAUCCAACCCGGGCUUCCACCUCAUCCCCCUGCACCGGGUGAUUGUCGAUCGACGCUGGUUGCUCAAGGGACCCAACAGAAGACGGAAAGUUGCUCUGAUUUCCGGCGGAGGAUCCGGCCACGAACCUUUCUCUGUGGGGUUCGUGGGUAGUGGGAUGUUGGCGGCGUCGGUAUCCGGACACGUCUUCACCUCCCCUCCACCGGCUGAUAUCGUCGCCGCUAUCACAGCCGUCGGGAAGGAUAACCCAGACGGGGUGCUGGUGGUAGUCUUCAACUAUACUGGCGAUCGUAUCAACUUUGGCCUGGCCGUCGAGCGCUGCCGAGCAGCAGGGAUGAGGGUGGAGAUGCACAUCUCAGGCGACGAUUGUGCCCUGACGGAGCUAGAGGGCACGGCGGGGCGACGUGGCCUCUGCGGCACACACUUCAUCUUCAAGAUCGUAGGGGCGCUAGCGGAAGGCGGAGCGAGCCUGGAGGAGGCCCUCAGCGUCUCCAGGAAGCUAGGGGAGGCUAUAGGAACUAUAGGUGUGGCUGCCAGCGGGUGUACCCUGCCUGGGGCGGCGUCGCCGCUUUUCACCGUGCCUGCUGGGGUCCUGGAGCUAGGUCUCGGCGUCCAUGGGGAGUCAGGCGCCGCUACCAUCAAGGCGGAGUCGACGCAGCAAGUGGUCGAGGCAAUGUUGUCUCACCUGACGAAGGAGGACUCGGCCACCAGACUUGACCUGCAGGAGGGGGAUAAGGUGGCAGUGAUUGUCAACAAUCUGGGGUCACUCUCGCAGCUGGAGAUGAGUAACCUCACCAAUGAAGUCGUGUCUCAGCUCAAGUGUCGCGGGGUGUGUGUGGAACGGGUGUACCAGGGAGCAUUGAUGACUAGCCUGGAUAUGAAGGGCUUUCACUUGUCGGUAUUGCGGCUGCUAAAUCCGGCUUGGUUGACCCUUCUCGACGCCCCUACCACCGCCCCUGCAUGGCCGGCUCCCUGCCUGCUGGCUCACGACGCUGUCGGAGACCUCUCCGUUCCUGACCUGACCCUUACUCUCACGCCGGAAGACCUGGAAUCCGGAUGUAGGUCUUGGGACUCGUCAAAGGCCGGAAGACUCCGGUCGUGUCUGGAGGCUGUGGUGAGCCGGAUGCCAGCCCACGAGGACACCCUCAACACCCUGGAUACUCUCUGUGGGGACGGCGACUGUGGCUCCACCCUCAUGAAGGGCAUUACUGCCGUGUCAAAACAGAUGUCCGGACUCAACAUGACACAGCCCCACCAGGUCCUAGGUGUGCUAGGGGACGUGUCCGCCAACGCUAUGGGUGGUACUUCAGGAGGGUUGUACUCCAUCCUGUUCACGGCGGCAUCUGCUUCUCUGGCAUCCCACGAAUGCUCCCACCGUAGCGCCUGGGCUGCAGCCCUCAGGGCCGGAUGUGAAGCCAUCAGCAAGUACGGUGGGGCCGCACAGGGAGACAGGACCAUGCUGGAUGCCUUGAUACCAGCAGUGGAGGUCUUGGAGAGUACCUCCGACGACCACGACCUGAGAAGUCUUCUGCAGGCCAUGGCCGCAGCUGCUGACGAAGGGGCUAAGAAAACAGCACACAUGAAAGCAAGAGCUGGACGAGCCACGUACGUGAGAGAGGAGAAUGUGAAGGGCGAGGAUGCUGGAGCGAGAUCUGUGGCCCACAUCCUGCAUGCUCUGGCUCACUACUGACGCCUCGUCGUCGGCUAGCCUUUAGCCUAAGAGCCCUAAGGUCUUCACCUAUUCCUGACAUGUCUGAGGUUUUGGACUUGCUCUGGGCAGCUUUCAGCAGGCCGUCGGUACUGGCGAGACUCGUAUAAGGCUGGAUUGAGGUCCAACAUUCAGUGACCUCUACUGAUCUACGUUACUCUUUGUUGUCAGUAGUAAAUAUUCUGCUGAUCUUCAGCCGCCUAUGUCAUGAUCCGUUCCAGUUGAGAAACCUUUUUUUUUCCAUGGGUGAAGACUGGCUUAGGGCAGUACUGUGGUGUGUGUGUGUGGUUCAUGAGGCUAUCGUGUGAUAUAUUUUGUUGAAAAUAUAUAUAUAUAUAUAUUUUUUCGUUCUACCUAAAUGAGGAUGUUUAGAUAAUGUGCGUAACUGUGUUCUUAUAUAAAAUAGCAUUUGGUUGUCUAUAAUAUUUUUAUUUAAAUAUUUUUUGUGCUUAAACUGCUAAUAUUAGCUAGUUUUUUUUAUUGGCUCAAUAUAAUGUCCAACUACUUGGGCUGGACGGUAGAUCGACGGUCUUGCUUCAUGCAGGUCGCUGUUCAAUCCCCGACCGUCAAAGUGGUUGGCCAGCAUUCCUUCUCCUCCCCCGUCCCAUCUCAAAUCCU
Molecule: messenger RNA, 2591 nt
Organism: Procambarus clarkii (red swamp crayfish)
Lineage: Eukaryota; Metazoa; Arthropoda; Malacostraca; Decapoda; Cambaridae
Product: triokinase/FMN cyclase
Biological process (GO): glycerol catabolic process
Cellular component (GO): cytosol
Molecular function (GO): glycerone kinase activity
Source: RefSeq, a predicted model, not a curated record